AUGGAAGACGGUUCUGGUAAUCAGCAGCGUAAAGACGGACACGACGAGAUGAGCCAUUCGGGAGUAUCGGGACUGGACGGCAGCCACGCUGCACAGGGUGAUGGCCAUGGGGAUUACACGAUUCCCGACAUCCUCAAGCCCAUCCCAACGGGUUUGCCGUUCCCGGUUCCGGCCGGUCGUCUGCGAUCACCCAAGCUCCGUAUCGCAAAUCCCGCCCUACCCGACACCGUGACCAUUCUCGAGCACCCUCCGUCCGGUGGGCGAGUUUACCUUGUCGGAACCAUGCAUAAUGCAGAUAAAAGUCAGGAGGACGUCGGUUUGACGAUUCGGAUGACUAUCCAGGGGUUUACCCUGCAAAGGUUAGUAGCAUUCUACUUGAAAACGUAUGGACUUUCUGUGGACAUGCGGGCUGCCUACACGGAAGCCAUGUCCCUCCCCGACUGCACGCUAUACCUAGCUGACCGGCCGCGGAGCAUCACGCGGCAGCGGAUCCGUGCCGCACCGCUGCGGGAAAGACUCUGGCUGCUCCGGAUGAGGAUCCGGGAUACGCGUACCGGUAUGGAAGCUUUCUGGCAGCAGGAUGCGGAGACACGUCGCGCGCUCAUGGAGACAAAGAAGGAAAAAUUCGCGACGGCUUGCCCCACGGUGUACCGCGUGAUGGUGCAGGAGCGGGAUGUCUGGUUGGCGGAGGCGCUGAAGCGGUCGGUGGCGCAGCCGCUAAUGACGACCGAGGGUCCACGCGGACGUGUGGCGGUGGGGGUGGUGGGCAUGUGGCAUGUGGCCGGCAUCCACCGGGCCUGGAACGGUCCCCGCCCGUCGUCGGACGCCCUGAGGAAGCUGGCGGAGGUGCCACCGGCGUCGAAACUGCGGAAGAUUAUCUCGACGCCGUUUGGUGACAUCAAAUCCCGAAUACGGUUUAAUCAGAAAUUUGCAAGAAAUAUGUUCUUUCUGUAUCAGCGCAGCGACUGA
Molecule: messenger RNA, 969 nt
Organism: Paramacrobiotus metropolitanus
Lineage: Eukaryota; Metazoa; Tardigrada; Eutardigrada; Parachela; Macrobiotidae
Product: traB domain-containing protein-like
Exons: 4
Coding region: 1-969 (322 amino acids)
Source: RefSeq, a predicted model, not a curated record